Messenger RNA from Haemonchus placei, 1818 nucleotides. NCBI's taxonomy places the organism in Eukaryota, Metazoa, Nematoda, Chromadorea, Rhabditida, Trichostrongylidae. The record is from the annotation of a GenBank genome assembly.
AUGUAUUCUUAUUCGAUAUUCCUCGUAUCUAUCCUGACGUACUGCCAUGCAUUGUAUUUCCACAUUGCUGAGACGGAGAAAAAGUGUUUCAUAGAAGAAAUCCCUGACGAAACCAUGGUGACUGGCAACUACAAAGUCCAAUUGUACGAUCCUAACACGAAAGGCUAUGGUGACUAUCCAAAUAUUGGGAUGCAUGUGGAAGUAAAGGAUCCUGAAGAUAAGGUUAUCUUGUCGAAAUUGUACACAUCGGAGGGUAAAUUCACUUUCACUUCUCAUCUUCCUGGAGAGCAUGUGAUUUGCCUGUAUUCGAACAGUACUGCGUGGUUCAGUGGAGCACAACUAAGGGUGCACCUCGACAUUCAGGCAGGAGAACACGCCCAGGAUUAUGAACAGAUUGCUACAAAAGAUAAACUGAACGAACUCCAACUUCGUAUUCGUCAACUUCUUGAUCAAGUAGAACAGAUUACAAAGGAGCAGAAUUACCAACGAUACAGAGAAGAGCGUUUCCGACAGACGUCAGAGUCCACAAAUCAGAGGGUUCUGUGGUGGUCAGUCGGACAGACUUUAGUGCUCGUACUUACCGGUGCAUGGCAAAUGCGUCAUCUUAAAGGCUUCUUUGAAGCCAAAAAACUUCACCAGUUUCACAUAGCCAUAUUCUUCUGUAUAGCUCCAGCUUGUUUGCUGUUAAUGGCUGCUCGUCGUUUCAUCAAAGGUCUCACGUCUCCAUGGUCGCUCGGCUUCUCUGGUUUCGGUCUCGCAUAUGGAUUAUAUCACAUUUGGGAUGCUACACAGUCCGGCACCAAGUACGAUUUAUAUGAAAAUUUGGAAGGAAAAACGUAUAUCGUCACUGGAGCGACAUCAGGAAUAGGACAAGCCACCGUUGAAGAACUCGCGAAACGGAAUGCGAGGGUAAUUAUGGCAUGUAGGAAUCGUGAAAAAUGUGUCCAAGUGCGAAGAGAUAUCGUCUUAAAUACGCGGAAUAAGCAGGUUUACUGCAGACAGUGUGACUUGGAGGAUUUUGACAAUAUACGCGCUUUUGUUCAGAAAUUAAGCAAAGGCAAAUUUGAACUUGAUAGAAUUGAUGGGCUGGUUCACAACGCUGCGAUGAUGGAUCCUGAAAGGAAGGUCAACAAAGAUGGAAUCGAGCGAACAUUUGCCACUAACCACCUUGGUUCAUUUUUACUGACUGCAUUGCUUCUGGACAAAUUACUUGCACAAGAUCAUCCAGUCAGAAUAGUCUUUCUAAACACGAACAUCAUUGGGAGGAAGUGUGAGCUGGACUUCGAAGAUUUAAAUGCUUCGUCUCGAAAGAAGUACGAUGGGUUUGAAGUGUAUAAACAAAGCAAACUUGCUGCAGCAAUGUUCGCUAGGGAGUUAGCCGAGAGACUGAAAGGAACCAAUGUGUCGGUAACAGUCGCAGAUCCAGGGAGAACCAAGUCUAAUCUUUCUUCUCAGAUGGACGGACAAACAUUCUUCCUAAGUCGAUGGUUGCUCAAAAUUGUUAGUUUCGGUAUGGGUGAACGGCGAACUGAAAAAGCAGUGCGACCAGUACUGUAUGCUUUAGCCGAUCCUGCCAUGGAAGGUGUUAAUGGAGUCUUUAUUGAUCGAGAACGCAAUGAACAACCAUGGUGCGACUCUGUGGAAGAUGCCGAAAAACGCCGUCGAUUAUGGAAUACAAGUGAGGUGUGGACGAAACUUAGCGAGCGCAUGCAGCAGAUGCGACUAGAGCUUGGAGACGCUGUUCCAGCCCUAGACAAAUCAUUAGACGCGAAGGAAACUGCGCCCGGUCGGAGUUGGAAAAGGUUAUGGCUGUGGUAA